UCCCUGUGUUGUACAAUACACCCUUGAGCCUAUCUUACACCCAAUAAUUUGUGCCUCGCACUCCCCCACCCCUAUAUUGUCCCUCUCCUUCCUCCCCACUGGCAACCACUAGUUUGUUUUCUAUUCAGGAUACAUUUUUAAAGAUAGGACCAAUAGGAUUUAUUAAUGGAUUGUAUGUAGGCUAUAAGAGAAGGUCAACAGUGAUCUCUUUUGGUCUAAACAGUUGAAGAAUGGAGUUGACAUUUAAUGAGAUGAAGAGAGAGAUGGGAGAAGGAGGUUUCUGGGUGGGAUGGGGAACAGUCAGGAAUUAUAUUUUGAGAAUGUUAAGUUUGAGAUGCCUGUUAAACAUCAAAAUGGAGAUAUUUGAAAUGACAGUUGGAUACAUGAAUCUGAAGUUUGGGCGAGAGGUUUAAUCUGGAGAAAUAUACAUGGGAGCUGUCAGACCACCUAGUGAGGAAGAGUUGACAGAGAAUAGUCGGAGGACCGAUGUAAGGGGCUCCCGAAUGGUUUUAGAGAGGAGGAUCCAGCCACCAAGACUGAGAAGGAGAAACCAGUGGGUUUGGAGGAGAACCAAGAGAGAACGGAGGUUUGGAUGCCAAGUGGAGAGUGUUUGAAAAGAAGGUGUGUUUUUGUUUAUUUUUUUGUUUGUUUUUUUUUUUGCGGUACGCGGGCCUCUCACCGCUGUGGCCUCUCCUGCUGCGGAGCACAGGCUCCGGACACGCAGGCUCAGCGGCCAUGGCUCACGGGCCCAGCCGCUCCGCGGCACAUGGGAUCCUCCUGGACCAGGGCACGAACCCGCGUCCCUCGCAUCGGCAGGCGGACUCUCAACGACUGCGCCACCAGAAAAACCCAGAAGGUAACGUUUCAUUUGUUGCAUUUCCAGUUUCCAGCACCAACUCACCAACAAAGAUUUUACCAAAAACCUUAGGACCAAUAAAUGUGAAUGUUGGACCCCAAAUGAUUAUAAGUACACCACAGAGACUAACCAGUUCAGGAAGUGUUCUGAUUGGGAGUCCAUAUACCCCUGCACCAGCAAUGGUUACUCAGACACACAUAGCAGAAGCUACUGGCUGGGUCCCUGGUGAUAGAAAACGGGCUAGAGAAUUUAUAGACUCUGAUUUUUCAGAAAGCAAACGAAGCAAAAAAGGAGAUAAAAAUGGAAAAGGCUUGAGACAUUUUUCAAUGAAAGUGUGUGAGAAAGUUCAGCGGAAAGGUACAACAUCGUAUAAUGAAGUAGCUGAUGAGCUGGUGUCCGAGUUCACCAAUUCCAAUAACCAUUUGGCAGCCGAUUCGCAGGCUUAUGACCAGAAGAACAUUAGGCGAAGAGUUUAUGAUGCUUUAAAUGUGCUAAUGGCAAUGAACAUAAUUUCAAAGGAGAAAAAAGAAAUCAAGUGGAUCGGCUUGCCUACCAAUUCUGCUCAGGAAUGUCAGAACCUGGAGAUCGAGAAGCAGAGGCGGAUAGAACGGAUAAAGCAGAAGCGGGCCCAGCUUCAGGAACUUCUCCUGCAGCAAAUCGCUUUCAAAAACCUGGUACAGAGAAAUCGGCAAAACGAACAGCAGAACCAGGGCCCUCCAGCUCUGAACUCCACCAUUCAGCUGCCAUUUAUAAUCAUCAAUACAAGCAGAAAAACAGUCAUAGACUGCAGCAUCUCAAGUGACAAGUUUGAAUAUCUUUUUAAUUUUGACAAUACCUUUGAGAUUCAUGAUGACAUAGAAGUGCUGAAGCGGAUGGGAAUGUCCUUUGGCCUGGAGUCAGGCAAGUGCUCCUUGGAGGAUCUGAAACUUGCUAAAUCACUGGUGCCAAAGGCUUUAGAAGGUUAUAUCACAGAUAUCUCCACAGGACCGUCGUGGUUAAAUCAGGGACUGCUUUUGAACUCUACCCAGUCAGUUUCAAACUUAGACCUGACCGCUGGUGCCACCUUGUCCCAAUCAAGGUAAUGGACAAGUGCUAAUCUGUGUUCCUGUAAAGGAUGGUUCAAGGACCACCCACAGCAGAAUUGAUGGGGGAAGUUUUAAAAUUUUGCCUCCCUAGGACCCACCCCAGACGCUCACUCAAAAGCUCUGGUGGCGGGGGGGAGGGGGGAGCCUGGGAAGCUGUAUUUUUAAUAAACUCUUGAGUGGGUUUUUUUGUCCAUUACAGUGUGUCCAUCCUGAAAGAUUAAAAGAAGGAAAGAAAGAAUAAGCAUUUGAAAUGAGUUUAAGUUGUGCUUGAGGAAAAAAAUGUAUCAGACUGUUCCAUGAUUUGAAUGAGAUGUACUAUAGAAAAAAUAAAUAAUUUAAAAUAA
Molecule: messenger RNA, 2285 nt
Organism: Orcinus orca (killer whale)
Lineage: Eukaryota; Metazoa; Chordata; Mammalia; Artiodactyla; Delphinidae
Gene: TFDP2
Product: transcription factor Dp-2
Exons: 11
Coding region: 736-1938 (400 amino acids)
Biological process (GO): regulation of cell cycle; regulation of transcription by RNA polymerase II
Cellular component (GO): transcription regulator complex; nucleus
Molecular function (GO): RNA polymerase II transcription regulatory region sequence-specific DNA binding; DNA-binding transcription factor activity, RNA polymerase II-specific
Source: RefSeq, a predicted model, not a curated record